This is a messenger RNA of Capsaspora owczarzaki ATCC 30864, 3647 nucleotides long. RefSeq names its product tyrosine-protein kinase Srms. Gene Ontology annotation, cellular component: signaling receptor complex. Gene Ontology annotation, molecular function: ATP binding; transmembrane receptor protein tyrosine kinase activity. The transcript is spliced from 8 exons. The coding region runs from base 85 to 3546 and encodes 1153 amino acids. Lineage: Eukaryota; Filasterea; Ministeriida; Capsasporidae. Gene Ontology annotation, biological process: protein phosphorylation; multicellular organism development; nervous system development. The record is from RefSeq and is a predicted model, not a curated record.
UCGCCCGUUUUUGGGGUUUUGGUAUUGGCUUGAUUUGGCUUUUUUUUAUUUUUUUAUUUUUUUUUUUUGGGAUUUCGCACACAAAUGCUUGUUGUCUGUGGAACGCUGCUUCUUGUCGCGGCGCUCCAGCUUGCUGGUACCUGCAGUGCCGCGUACGUCGAAGCCGUCGAUCUUCCCACGAACUUGUUUACGGCUGGUUCAACAAGCUAUCAGACCGUCGAUGUGUCCAAUCCACAGUGCUACUUUAAAGGGUUCAAGGCCACCUACGAUACCGCUGCAAAAGACCGCAAUUGGCAAUACAUCCGCGCUUGCAUUACAAAAAACAACCAAGAGCCACUCACCGCAACCAACACGCCGAAUAAUUGGUCGGGGGAAUUGAACACCUAUGAUGCUGCGUUAAGUUGGACUGCCACGACAGGCACCACAUUGUUCGGGAUGGCCUCUGUAUACGGUCCUGCCGCGGCUGACCGUAUCUUCAAAACGCGCGCUGUGCCCAUGAUUCCGGAAUUUAAAGUGGCUGGGAGUUGCGUUACCUCGUCGGCUGUCAAUUCGUUCAAGGGGCCCUUAGACUACUCUUGUUCUGGCAGUUUCCAGUACAUUGGGUCUUUGCUUUCUACCCACUCCAAUUCGCAAGACGAUCGACAGUGGUACUUUGCGUGUUGCGUGAUGGCUCCGAAAUCAUGUGUACAGCCCGACAAUUUCCCUGCUGGAAGUUGGAACUGUAACUUUAUGACCGUGGGAGGCGUUUGUGGGCAUUCGUGUGCUACGGGCACGCGAUCCACCAACUCUUCCGGCGUCAUCACAUGCCAGCCAACCGAGUCCUGGACAUCGCGCCAAUUUUCGUGCGAACAAAUCAACUGCGGCUCGCCUGCGAAUCCUCCCAACGGCAACUUUGCCUGCGCAACCGGCCCAGCUGGCACAACAUACCUUGCCUCGUGUUCACUGCAAUGUGAUCUUGGAUAUCAACCCGCUGCUCCGACCAAUAUUAUCUGCCAGGACUCUGGACCGACCAGCGGCUUUGGGUGGACUUCGCCCUCGAGCAACUGCAACCUCGUCCCGGACUACUGUCCCAGUCCAGGCACAAUCAGUAACGGGAUGGUGUCCUGCUCCGGCUUGACCCUCGGUUCGACGUGCACGUACUUGUGCAACCAGGCUUAUGUCAUCGACGGCACUGCCGGUGCGUCAACCACUCGCACGUGCGCUGGAAACACGACUGUUGCCGGCAAGUGGUCAGCUCCAAAGCCAAUUUGCGUUUUAAACAAUGUGCUGUGUCCCGACAACAUCCCCAGACCGUUCAAUGGUGCAGUCAGCUGCAGCGGCUUUUCGCUCGGGGGUGUUUGCACCAUCUCGUGCAACCAAGGAUAUCAGCUUCGCGGGUAUGCGCCACUCGAAACGGUCGACUCGGUGUGCCAGAGCAAUGGCUCUUGGACUCAUCCCGAGACAAACUACUGCGAUCCGCUCGCUUGCAACCCGCUUCCCACGAUUGCCAAUGGAGGCUACAACUGUCAAGGAGGCUCUGCCGUUGUUGGCUCGACAUGUGCUCCUUUCUGUAAUACUGGCUACACGCUUGAGGGCAGUUACGCAGACCCAGUGUACUGCAACGUGUCGCAGCAGUGGAAUGCAACAGUGUCGGCGCAUUGCACAAUUGUGUCGUGUCCUGUUCUGACUCUCGAGCACGGUGCUGUCGAGUGCACCGGCGAUACGACAAACUAUCUGUCCGUGUGCGCGCCUCGUUGCGAUGCUGGGUACGGCCUCGCUGGUCAGAAUACCGACCCCGUGCGCUGCCAAGCGUCCGGCGCGUGGAAUGCGACCAUGAAGGCGCACUGCGGCAUUUUGGCAUGCUCCGCACUCAGUCUCCUCAAUGGCUCCUUUGUCUGCUCGGACUCGUUCAACUACAUGUCACAGUGCGUCCCGCAUUGCGACAGCGGACUGCGCCUGGCUGGAAAUUCCACGGAAUUCGUCACGUGCAAUUCUUCGCUUCUCUGGGCUCCCGUCGUCUCGCCUAUCGAAUGUCGGGUCGACAACUCAGAUGACAAGCCUGAAUCAAGCUCGGCGAGCAUGGUACCGGCGGUGGCGGGCUCUGUCGUCGGUGGUGUGUUCUUGCUCUUGCUUCUCGUCGCUCUCAUGCUUGUUCGACGACGUCGUCGUAGUCGCGCAAGCAUGCAGUUGAUUGUGAAAGGUAGCAGCUCGGCAUCCCUUCCGAUGUAUGACAAUGCAUUGUCGCACGGAUCAACCUCGCUUUCAAUGCAGCCACUUUCGAACAAGCAGCGUGAAGCACUCGGCACACAGGAUUCCGCCUCCGAUCUCUAUUCAACCUUGCAACCAAACAACACAAUCUCCAUCGCCAAAGGGACUGUUCCAGCUCGGGCGUCGAGUCACUACGAGUCCGAUCAAAUCUACGAUUCCGUUCAGACGUCGCAGCAGUACGAGGCGCCUGCCAAGCAGAACGGUGCAGAACCCAGCGCUCAGUACGAUUCCACCCGCAUGUACGAUGCUCCAGUCGUCACUGCUCAGUACGAAGCCACCCAAACGUAUGAUGCCCCAGUCGUCGCCGCCAGCCACAAAGUAUCAUCUGUCACGGAGGCCGCCGAUCACUACGAACCCUCCCAAGUGUACGAGCGCCCCGGGCCAAGGUCAAAAUCCUUACGCGACAAUUUGGUCUUGGGAGCCAAGCUCGGGUCUGGCAACUUUGGCAUUGUUGUGCGAGGGCAGCUUCCUCGACAGUUUGUGGCCCCAGAUGCGCAGUAUCUGCUGAAUGGUCUGAAUGAGGGAGCAAACCUCGAUGUGGCCGUCAAGUCGCUCCAGUCGGACGCCAAUGACAAGUCUCGUCUAGAGUUUGUCGAGGAGGCUCGAAUGAUGGCGCAGUUCUGUCACCCCAACGUGGUGCGAUACAUUGCAGCCCUGUUGGACAGCGUGCCCUACAUGUGCGUCAUUGAGCUCAUGCCGUACGGCGACUUGCGCCACGUGCUUGCGCAGUCGAAAGCGCUCGGUAUCAGCUGGUCUGCGGCGGAGAUGAACCGCGCCCUUGCUCAGGUCGCACUGGGCUUGGAGUACCUCGAGUCGAUUCGCUUUAUUCACCGUGAUAUUGCCGCACGCAACUGCCUCGUCAGCUCGGAGCUCACUGUCAAGAUUUCUGAUUUCGGCAUGUCUCGCAGUCUCGCCGAGGAGCAGGACUACUAUCGGAUGCAUAAUCGCGGCAAAGUCCCUGUGAAGUGGAUGGCACCCGAGUGUAUCAAUUAUCGCAAGUUCUCACACAGCAGCGAUGUCUGGGCGUUUGGUGUGCUUGCUUGGGAAGUCUUUUCAUACGGCGCAUCGCCGUACGAAUCCGUCGAGGCUCGUCAGCUGGUGGCGGAAAUUGAGGCCGGCCUGCGUCUUGAGCAGCCCGCUAGUUGCCCAAAUGAUGUGUACAGUCUCCUGUUGACUUGCUGGGAUCUCAAUCCGCUGUCUCGCCCUGCUAUCGCUUCCCUGCGAGCACAUUUCGAGAGCGCCAGCGCCGGCCACGAUGUCCGGGACAUUGGCAGUCUUAUUGCCCAAGCUCCUGCGUGAACAUUUUAGAAAUGGGGGGUUCCGUUUGUUUUCAGAUGCGUUUGUCGAUUUGUAUUUUUCGCUCCAUUCAGAACCAAAUAUCAGUGCCUUUUUCGUUUGUG